Colias croceus (clouded yellow) is the source of this 966-nucleotide messenger RNA. RefSeq lists its product as uncharacterized. The coding region runs from base 28 to 765 and encodes 245 amino acids. The transcript is spliced from 4 exons. NCBI's taxonomy places the organism in Eukaryota, Metazoa, Arthropoda, Insecta, Lepidoptera, Pieridae. The record is from RefSeq and is a predicted model, not a curated record. Gene Ontology annotation, molecular function: odorant binding.
CAAUUUUGACCCACUACAUCAGUUACUAUGUACAGAUUGAUUAUUCUAGUUCCAUUACUAACAGCGCUUGUAUCAUGUACUGGGGAGGGCAACAUCCACCUCAUGGAAGAGGAUAUAGAGGAAGCUAUACGUUCUUGCUCCAUCAAUACAGAGAGAUUUAAAAAUAAUAAAUACGGUAAGAGGAGUCGUCGAAGCAACAACGAGUCGUACCCUCGAAUCGAUAGUAACAUGAAACAAGAAUCAAAUAUUUACGACCACGAACGUCGUAAUACAACUGAACGAAAUCAGAUACAUGUUUUAAAUGGAACGGAUUAUGAUUAUUUGGGAUACGGAGCUGGGGAUAAAGGUGAAAAGCUUAUCAAGACUAUCCCACGUCCAGCACUCGGCAAGAACUAUAACAGCAGCAACGAUAUUCGUUCGUACAGAAAUAAACGUAGCGAAUCUUUUCUAGGUACAGAUGACUCUGAUCAGUGCCUGAGUCAAUGCGUGUUCGCCAACUUACAAACUGUCGACUCCAAAGGUAUACCCAGAGAAGCGGAAUUGUGGAACAAAAUACAGACUUCAGUAAAUUCACAACAAUCGCGCACCCUGCUGAGAGAUCAACUACGCUCUUGUUUUCAAGAGUUGCAAACUGAAUCUGAAGAAAAUGGAUGUUCUUACUCUAACAAAUUAGACCGAUGUUUGAUGCUACGUCUUACAGAUCGUCAAUCAUUCAUUGCAUCCAAAAACAACCAAUCAAUAUAUCAAAAAUCAUCAAAAACAUAAAGCAAUAUCUAUGUGAGGAGUUUUUGCUAGCCUUUCUUUAAAAAGCUAAUGAAAAUGUAAAUGUAUCAACGUAGUAAUAAUAUUAGCUAGUAAUUAAUGUUGGGGGGGCAAAAUAAAUUAUUAUUAUCCGACAUACAUAGUACCUAUUGUUAGUGUUUUCAUUGAUCAUAAUAAAUACUUCAGAGUACCUAUUGUGAAAAA